Messenger RNA from Neospora caninum, 4443 nucleotides. RefSeq lists its product as hypothetical. NCBI's taxonomy places the organism in Eukaryota, Apicomplexa, Conoidasida, Eucoccidiorida, Sarcocystidae. The transcript has 4 exons. The record is from RefSeq and is a predicted model, not a curated record. Bases 1 to 4443 code for a protein of 1480 amino acids. Gene Ontology annotation, molecular function: ATP binding; nucleic acid binding.
AUGACACAACCGUCUCGCCCCCGUCACCUCCCCGAGAGCGAACCUUGCUCAACAGAUCCCUCUCUGUCUUCCGCCUCCUCUCCUCCGUCUUUCUCGUCGGAGUCGUCUUCUCCUGUCUUUGUCAUCCGGCCGCCCACGGAAUCCGACUUUUCGGACUCUGAGGCCGCGGAGCCAGGCGUGGCCUUCAAACCGCCGUCUGCGCUUGACUCUUUUCCUCUGCCGCCUUCGUCGACUCUUGCUUCGGAUCCUGGCGCGCCGCAGUCGCCACCGUCGCCUCCCUCCUCCGAGCAGGCUCUCGAGGCGAGGUUUCCCUCGUUUGCCUCCCUCGAUCUCCACCCCGUGCUGGUGGAGCGGCUGAAGCAGCUGCAGGUCGAGGCUCCAACGGCGACGCAAGUCAGCGCGUUUCUCCUCAUCGACAAGGGACGCGACUGCGUGAUUGUGGACCGAACAGGCACAGGAAAGACGCUCGCGUACCUUCUCCCGUUUAUGAACAAAAUCUACAAGCUGCACGACCUCCUGCUGCAUGCGCAGAUCGGUCCUGGCGAGGCGGCCGUCGGCCGCGCACGAGCGGCGACUGAAGGAGACGGGACGUGCGCGGACGGCGAGUGCGAGAGGUCGCUUUCUCGCCCCGCAGACGAGGCAGCCGCCGCUCCAGGGAUUCUUGGGAGAGACAGUGCGCAGCUACACGAACGCGACGCGUCCCUAGUGAAAGCCAAAUCCGUGGGACGCAUGCUCCAAGACCAGCUGAUGCGGCGCCAGGAUGAGGUCCUGGCGCGUCACGCGGCGCUCUCGCCCACGCCGCAGGUCUGGGAAUGUCUCCGCUCAGCCUCUCGCGGGUCUUCGUCACCUGCUGCCCUGGCCGAGCCGAACGCUCCCCCGUCUCUCCACGACGACGCGCUGCAGGCCGCGGGGCUCUCCCCCGACAGCCCCAACCCCCUCGGAUCUCUCCGCCCCGCCGUCCUGCUCCUCCCCACCCACGACAUGGUCAUCGACACUCUCCACACUCUUAGACGGCUGGACGUUCUCGGCCGCAUGCAAAUUCAGUGCCUCAGUGGAGUCGAGCGAAACGUCCGGGAGCGCACCGCCGGCGCGACAGACGCGCGCGACGUGCAGGAGCUGCGUCGAAAGUUCCGGCGGCCCGAUGCUGCGGAGGCGCACAUGGACGGAGUCGCUGGAGACGCGGUCGCAGCAGAGUUAGGGGACGGAGCCCGCGACCCGUUUUCAGAGAGAGCGAGGAGAGCUGGGACGGCUGGAGGGCGAGAGAGCGCGGAGGAAUCACGCAAGAGCUGGGCGAGUGCGACGGUUAGCGGGCGCGGCGAGAGGGACCGAGAGAGGCGCGAGGGAGACGCAGAAGAUGGGCUCGAAGGUGAAGCGGACGAGAGUGCUGACCAAGUAGUGUGGCAAGGCCAGGUUCUCCGGAGGCCGCGGCUAACUCCCGACGGGAAGUUGGUGACGGAGACGCGCCCCUUCAGCCAGAAGAAGAUCAAAAACAUCCACGAGGUCCACGUGCUCGGAAGUGAACGGUCGGGCGUUCGCGAAUCCUGGCGGAGUCAAGCGCUGCGCGGCGACGGCGCCGACAAGGGUGCAAACUCGCACAGGGCGGAGACCGCUCCGGACGGCAGGAGACGCCAAGGGUGCGAUGAAAGCGACGACGAACCUGCGAUUCAAGUUUGCAGCCUCCCCGUCCUUCAUAAACCACGCAUCAGAUGGGGCGCCGUCGACCUGGUCAUUUCCACGCCGCACCUCUUUCUAGAGGAUGUCGAGCGGUUCCGCGGGGAAAACCUCCAGCCAUCAAUGUUGAUUUUGGACGAAGUGGACGAUCUGCUCCGCGCACGGGCGUCGCGAACUCUUCUCAUGGACAUCCUCGGCUACUGCAGGCCUCGCGUACCCAUUCCGGCGCCUCACACUGCCAAACCCGCCCUCCCCGACUUCCGGCCCUGCCAAGUGAUCUUCUCCGGCGCGACGCUUGCGUCCCUCGGGCCGUGUAGUCCGGGGGUCAUGAUAAUCGAGCGCUUCGGCAACGCCUUCGAGGUUUCCCCGCGCUCUCGGCACCAGCUGCGGGACGAGGUGAAGCAGCUGUGGAUCCGACUCAAUGCGGAACGCGUCGGAGAACUCCUUGCCCUCGCCCAGCCUCCCUGGCGAGCGGCUGAGCCCCACGAAGAAGACAAGGAGACCAGGACCGCGGGAGGGCACGUGAACCUGGGGAGCACUGGCUCCGCAGGCGACGAAGUGGGCGUCGGCGGUCGGAGGCGGCGCAUCAAGGGCGGCUUAAUCACGGGCUCCGCCCUGGCCGAGGAAAGGAAGAAGGAGUUUCUCCUCUUGGGUGGGAACCUUCCCGUCUACUUGAAGCGGCGAAACCAGCCGAGCGACGAGGCCGUCGCUCUGGCGUCACGGCUCGUGGCCGAGACCUCGCCGCACACGAACGUGCAGCGGAAACUGAGACAACAGGUGUCCUGGGAUCACCGCGUCGAUAUCCUUCUCGGCCUCCUCGCUGCCUUCCCUGUCGAGAGGACAGUCGUCUUCGUGAACUCCGUCGAGCGCUGCAUCCGCCUCUUUGAUUUCUUCCGGGACCGAGCCUGGCCAGUCGUCAGCUUCCACCGCAAGAUGUCCAUGAAGCACCGCACCCGCGCCCUCGCGCGACUGCUCGCGGCCCCCGCGCGAGACAGCAAACCAGAGAGCGAUAGCGACACGGACGUCGACGAAGACAGCGAAGGCGAACGCUUCGGAGACUUCCGGGACCGGCUGGGCCGACCCAGAGGCCAGGCCAGCGACCGAGAGCUUCUUCCGGCUUCACUCAUGAUCGCCACAGACCUCGCGUGUCGGGGCCUCGAUUUGCAGGGCGUGCAGCAUGUGAUCAAUUUCGACUUCCCAACGGAUGCACUGGCCUACAUUCACCGGGCUGGACGGACCUGUAGGCGGCCGUCUUCGUCGCGCAGCGUGGACGCCGCAGAGGAGCGCAGGUCCGGGUUUUGUCUGGUUAGCAAUCUGGUGAGCGACGACGAUUUCCCUCUCGCGUCGUCUCUGUACUUUCUGCAAAAAGAAAAUCAAAACCUAGAAAGCACUUUCAGUCGGAAGGCAUCCUUCAAGGCGCGUUACAUUCGCCACAGAGAGGCGGAGAAGAAGCGAAAGGCGGAGGCGGGCGAACAACAGAGGCAGCGAGGCGCGGGGAGCGCUGAAGGCGAAAACGAAGCCGCGGACCUCAACAAGGGCGCCUACGUCGAUGACAUCGAACAGCUGUGGAACCAAAUGUACCGCAUGCAGUUCGCGCGGAAGGCACGCGGGGACCGAGAGCGGCGCGAACGAGGCGCAGAAAACGGGGUGGCGAGGACGCCGCGCGAGCGGCGCGGUAGGGGCGUUGCGGAGGAAGGCGCAGAGGAACCACAGGAACGCGGAGAAAGAGGACGCACGGGGGCAGAACCGAAGACACCUCCAGCUGGUAGCUCACCCGAGGCAUCUGCGGCAUUAUGCAGAGGCACAGGGAAACGGCGUCGACGCCUGCGUGGCCAACUGGCAGAACGGGUAUGCCCUAAAGGCGGGUUUCUGAGUUACCGCGAGGCGGAAGCGCGGAGGAGGCAACGGCUUGUUGACCGUUUGUUGACGGGAGCUGUAUGGAGUGAAGACGGCAGGACGGCAUGCAUCGAGGCGCCCCGGUCUUUUUUUGAGGACGAUGAGGAGGCCGCGCUAGUUGGCAUAGCGGAGCAAAGGGGAGACCGUGGGCCGCGCGGCUCUUUCGGGUCGGACGGGCUCCUCCGAAAAAGGGGCGGAAGCUCCCCAGGUGCCCACGUGACGCACCCUGCCCCAGGCGGUGGCAGGCGCGGCGAGGAACAGACUCGGCUAGCUUGUGAGGGGAAGGCGCACGGCGCGAGUACCCUCCCCGAGGCGGAGGCCGACGGAGACGGGGAAGCCGAGCAAGGUCAACGCUGCACGGGCGCAAGGCACUCCGAGCGUACUUUGCAUCCAGGUGGAAACAGAGUGCGAGCUUUAGGGACCAGUCGAGCGCUGCAAAUGCGGGCGGCACUGUUUGACGAUGACAGCGAGGACGAAGACAACCUGCAUGCGCGUGCGUAUUCUGCGCAGCUGUCUCCCGAUUCAGCUUCUUCGCCCUCUCUAUAUCGCUCCUCGGCCAUGACGCUAGACGGGACCUCACGGGAUGCGAGAGACGCAGACGCUGCUGGGUGUAGCGUCGGCGCGCCGGAGCGCGCUGCGGAGGAGGCACGGCUCUCUGCAGGCCGCGAAGUGUGGACUGAAGAGGAGUACGACAAGUUCGUCGUGAGACGGUUUGAGGCUUACCAGGACGGUUGCCGAAAUCGAGCUCGGGGUCACGACCCCCGUCUCGCGUCGGUGACUCGGCUCCACCAGAAGGCAGCGGAGAUGAGGACCAAGAUGCUCAUGAAUAAUUUCGGCGCCAGUGACGACUUCUUUGACGAAGAUCUCAAAGUGUAG